AUGGCCUCCUGGUCUGCCCUAGCAGUUCGACUUUACAUCAAGUACAUACGACGUUCUAAACAGAUCUUUGGAGAUGCACAGAGCAUGCGCAAAAACAUACACGAUGUCUAUAUCAACCCUCAAAGCUUCUGCCCACCUGCAGAUCACGGGCACGAUAUCGACGUGAAUCGGGUCGAUGUCGAUGACUGGCCACUGUACCGGGUAUCAUUACGGCGCAUCCUAGGGAAGGACGAUCCAUCGGAACCACGACGCGCCAUGCUUUACAUCCAUGGAGGAGCAUUCUAUCGCGAGAUCGACCCGAAUCACUGGAAGUUCGUCUUUCAGGUCGCACGUGAAACUGGACUGGACGUUUUCGUACCCAUAUACCCCCUGAUACCAAGACCGGCCGCUACAGCAAAACAGGUGGUUCCUGGUUUGGUGAACAUCUGCCGCCAGAUCAAGCAAGAUAUUGUCAAUUUAACCGGUGAUUCAGCGGGAGGGGCGUUGGCGUUGGCUACCAUGCACCACAUGUCCGACGUUGCGCCAGAUUACGCGAACAAGGUCCAAUCUGUUGUGUUGAUUUCACCUGUCCUCGACGUGACUUUCUGCCAUCCAGAGGCUCAGAAGCUAGACAGCGUGGAUCCGUGGCUCGGCAUCGGUGGCCUGCAAGUCAUCACGCCGCUGUGGUCAGCUGGCACAACUACCUCAGAUCCUCUAGUCAGUCCGCUACAUGUCGAUAUUGCGCGACUUCCGCCGCUUCUCCUUCUCUCUGGCACAGACGACAUUUUGAACUCCGACGCGAGACGACUGAAUGCUCGGUUUCAGGGCCAUGGCAGCGAUCAGUGUGUCUCUGGGAGCGUCCAGCUCGAGCGAUUUGUUUAUGUCGAGCAAGCUCACAUGAUUCAUGUCUAUCCGUUGCUUCCGCACUGGGAAGGAGAGCAGGCUCGAAAGCUUAUCAUGCAUUUCGUUCAGAGUCAUCUUAGUUAG
Alternaria burnsii is the source of this 966-nucleotide messenger RNA. RefSeq lists its product as uncharacterized. The transcript has a single exon. The record is from RefSeq and is a predicted model, not a curated record. Lineage: Eukaryota; Fungi; Ascomycota; Dothideomycetes; Pleosporales; Pleosporaceae. Gene Ontology annotation, molecular function: hydrolase activity. Bases 1 to 966 code for a protein of 321 amino acids.